Macroventuria anomochaeta is the source of this 3468-nucleotide messenger RNA. RefSeq names its product ARM repeat-containing protein. The coding region runs from base 277 to 3360 and encodes 1027 amino acids. Gene Ontology annotation, cellular component: nuclear envelope; cytosol. NCBI's taxonomy places the organism in Eukaryota, Fungi, Ascomycota, Dothideomycetes, Pleosporales, Didymellaceae. The transcript is spliced from 4 exons. Gene Ontology annotation, biological process: protein import into nucleus. Gene Ontology annotation, molecular function: small GTPase binding. The record is from RefSeq and is a predicted model, not a curated record.
GUUAUAUCUGCACUGCAUAGCAUUGCCUCGUCUUUCGCCGCCGUUCGACCUCCUUGGCCCCACUUGCGUCAGUCUGUCGGGCACAACAAGGCUGUCAGGCUUCACCAUCGGCGUGCCCCUCCUCUCCGGGUCGCGUAACAAUUCUCCAGACUGUUGACCGCCCAGCUUGCACCACAACAGACGCGUCGCCCGCCGCAUCCCACCCAAAGCAUUCCAACGCGGGGAACGCUAGACGCGCCCACUAGCUCUCUGCGCGCACGCCCCUCGUCAGCAGCAAUGGAGGACCAGCUAGUCGCUCUGCUCGCCGCAACCCAGUCGGCCCAGGAGACACCGCGCAAACACGCCGAGCAGCAGCUCAAGUCCCUCUACGGCCACCAGGAGCUGCCCCUCGGCCUCGUGGGCAUCGCCUGCCAUGACAGCGUGCCCCUCCACAUCCGCCAGGCGGCCCUGCUGUCGCUCAAGCAGCUGGUGUUGGCGGGGUGGAGUACCAACUUCGACGAGUUCAAGGGCCAGAUACUAGUCACCGACGAGACAAAGGCGCAGCUCCGCCCACGGCUGCUCCAGCUGGCAACGACAGACCACCUCGACCGCAAGCUCAAGGCCGCCGCCAGUCUGGUUGUCAGCAAGGUUGCUGCCGCCGACUACCCAGACCAAUGGCCCGACCUUCUCGAUAGCCUCCUCCAACUCAUCCCACAUGCCACCGAUGGGCAAUUGCACGGCGCACUGAAGGUGCUGAGUGAGCUGGUCGACGACUGCUUCAACGAGCACACCUUCUUCGGCGUAGCGCCCCAGCUCGUGAAGGUCAUAUACGCUGUGGCUGCAAACGAGCAAAGGCGGCCACAGCACCGAGCACUGGCCUGCAGUGUCUUCCGUGGAUGCUUCGACAUUCUGGAGAUGAUCCUCGAGGACCACAAGGCCUCAGUCAAGGGUUUCGCGGACGAGAUACUAAAGGAGUGGCUUCCUUUCUUCAUUGGAGUCCUGAAGACGAAGCUGUCAAGCCCACCAUCGGAGCAGGAAGAGAUGGAUGAAGCACCAAAUGCCGAAACAUACAAGGGGCUCCUGUCCCUCAAGCUCCAGGUUGUUAAGGUUCUGAUGCGCGUACGAUCCGUCUUCCCCUCUAUGCUCUCGCCUCACAGCCUUGUCUUGUUCCAAGCGACUUGGGAAGAGCUGUCGACCCUCCAACCGGCAUACCACCUCAUGUACAUCCAGGAAGAGCGACAGAGCAGACUGGAGGAUGCAGACGGUCUUCCCUACACUCUCGAUUUCCUCGUUCUCGAAGAGCUCGACUUCAUGCAGGCAUGCAUUCGAGCACCUCCAGUGCGUGCCCAGCUCGAGCAGGAGCUCCAGCACCAGUCCGCCGAUAACUCGUGGGUCACUGAAGUCAUGAAGCUGGCUGUUGGCUAUGCGCAAAUCACGACUGAGGAGGAGGGCCUUUGGGACAUCGAUGUCAACAUCUUCCUUAGCGAAGAGACAAGCGUGACCGCCAACUACACUCCUCGAACCGCGUGCGGUGAUCUGGUAAUCAAGCUUGGCGAAUGGCUGUCUGAGCCAACAAUCAACGGUCUGCUGGCCUACACAAGAGCUUUGUACUCUGGCACUGAGAGCUGGAAGGCGAAGGAAGCUGCGCUUUACGUCCUCAGCCAGAUGCUCGGCGACUUUCAAGAUGUCGAUAAGCAGAUCAGCUCCGAGGCCGCGAGUGGCUUUGUCGACUUCACCCGAUAUGCCAUGCAGCAACCAGAUGCUUUCCUCAGGGCGCGUGGUUAUCUCAUCGCCGGAAGCUUGACCCGGACAUCUGGCGAUGCUCUACAACAGUUCGCUACUUCCUUCCUCGAAGCGUCAUUGCAAGCUAUCUCCAACGACGAGAACGAUGUUGUUCGAGUAUCCUGCAUUCGCGCCUUGCAGUACUACUUGCAGGCUCUGCCUGCCAGCGUCACGCAACCCCUACAGCCCAACAUCAUCCACGCUAUCCAGGAAUAUCUCAACACACAGGAUAUGCAGGAACUGGCCGAUAGUGACGACCUGAUGGUUACGCUGGUUGAGACUCUCAGAGAUGCUAUUCUUAUCGACACUCGCAUCUGCAUCACCGCAAACGGUCUCGACCUAUUGUUCUCGGUGGCUAGUCACGGAGCGAACAACUUCCAGCUCACAAUGUUGGUCAACGAGACUUUCGAAGAAGUGACACAGUCCAUCGCUCGCAUGGGUGGUGAUGCGUACGUCAAUCUGUGUGCGAAGGUUCUUCCUUCGCUUACUGCCGCAUUUGACGUUGGUAACCUCACAGAAGAGAAUGCUCUGACCAACCUGGCCGCCGAGCUGCUUGGUGUUCUUGCUGAAUAUGGCCCUGAACCCCUACCUCCUGGCUUCGUCGCAGCUACGAUGCCCAAGCUUACUCGACUGCUUCUCGGCGCCACGGAUGAGGAGCUGCUAAAGGCUGCCACGAUUGCAGUAAAGAACAUCAUCUCGCACGACCACCAACAGUUGUUCGAGUGGCGCGACGACACUGGAAAAGCUGGACUCGAAGUGGUCCUUCUUAUCAUCUCACGUCUCCUCUCCUCGGCCUCCGACCACGCCGCUGGAGAAGUCGGUGCUCUCGCUGCCGAGGUGGUAGAAAAGGCUGGUCAUGAGAGGCUUGGGCCUUACCUCGAGGAACUCCUGCGAAGUGUUGCUUCACGCCUUGCCACCGCUGAACAGGCGCAGUUCAUUCAGAGCCUGACCUUAGUCUUCGCACGACUCAGCUUGAACCAUGCUUCGGAGGUGGUCGAGUUUCUAGCGCGACAAAACAUCAACCAUCAGAACGGUUUACAGGUUGUAAUGGCGAAGUGGCUUGAGAACUCGAUCAACUUUGCUGGCUACGACGAGAUCCGCCAAAAUGUUAUUGCACUAUCGAAGCUGUAUGAUCUGAAGGACCCCCGGUUGGCUGAGAUCCAGGUCAAAGGCGAGUUGAUUCCUAAUACUGAUGGCCGCAUCAUGACAAGGAGUCGCGCAAGGACCAAUCCUGAUCGAUGGACGAUCAUUCCCGCCACCCUCAAGAUCCUCAAGGUGUUGAUUGUCGAAUUGCAGUCAGCCACAGGUGCGCCGCUCGAUGCUAACGUCGCCGCCGAGCUUGCAGAAGAGGGUUCGGACGACGGCUCCUGGGAAGAUGAGCCGAACCCAUUCGUGGACCUCGGCAGCGGCUUCACGAAGGAGCAGCUGAUGGCAUAUGCUGCGGAUGACGGGCCCAGUAGUGGUCGCCAGCGCGACGAUGAGACACAAGCGUUCCUUGUAGAGUUCUUCACUCGUGCUGCGACAACACCAGGUUUUGCGGAAGAGUUCGGCCAGUUGAACGAGGAAGAGCAGCAGAGGUUACGUGACAGUGCUGCAUAAGUACUGAAUCAACUAUGACGUAUGAUGAUAAGACGAUAUGUUAGAGAAGUUUUUGGACUCGGCAAAUGACAAACCAGCAGAUGAGUGUGGAUAGGAAAGAUCGCAGGC